Molecule: messenger RNA, 857 nt
Organism: Myzus persicae (green peach aphid)
Lineage: Eukaryota; Metazoa; Arthropoda; Insecta; Hemiptera; Aphididae
Exons: 3
Coding region: 250-654 (134 amino acids)
Source: RefSeq, a predicted model, not a curated record
AAUUUCGUAAAUAAAUAGUGAAUUUAAAUUAUAUUUUGUACUUCUUUUUUGUUUUACAUGGAUAUAAAUUGAAAAUUACAUAUCCUCCUUGUAUAAUUCAGCAUGUUCUUGGCAGCAUACAUUUAGCGCUUAUUCAAUAUUUAUUACAACUCCUCACGUACUAGAACCAUCGGUCAACCAAAAUUGUGACUUAUCAGAUCACUUGUUUUUCAGGUUCUACUUGUUGGCGACUCGGCUGUUCAUCUCACUAUGAAUGACAAUAUAGAGAAUGAUGAAUCCACUAUACUGAAAUUUGUCCAAGACUUUUUUGCUAACUAUGACAAGAACCGCCAUAUACUCCACACAUUGUUCCCAGAAGAUGGUACAUUUAUUGUACUUGGCAAUCGUAUGUCAGGCCAUUCAGCAAUUCAACAAGCCAUGUUAACAAUGGCUACAACAACUCAUCAACUCUUCAGUAUCGACAUUGUAACUCUCGAUAUGCAGUUACCAGAUAAAGUUCAAAUGUUCCAAGUGUUGUGUGCAGGUGACGUUGAAUUUGGAAAUGAUGGACAAAUACACGGCUUCACUGCUACUCUUUUAGUAUAUUUUUUAAAGCCCAGUAUACUGAAUGUUGUAUCGUUUAGCGAACGAUGUCAAUGGCCUAAAUUGUCCUAGUGUUAAGUGAAUAAAGAAAUUUAUAAAAUACCAAAAAGUUACAUAAAAUGUUUUUUAUUUCAGAAUGUUCUAAAUAAUUAUUUUGUUUCAUAAAAACAAAAAAUGUAUUAUGAACAAAAAUAGUAUUAAGCAUUGAAUUAUGUAUGUUCAGACACUUCAUGUGAUAUAACAAUAAAUGUUAAACUUUAUGUACAAAAACAAAA